Messenger RNA from Mytilus trossulus (common blue mussel), 3656 nucleotides. RefSeq lists its product as uncharacterized. NCBI's taxonomy places the organism in Eukaryota, Metazoa, Mollusca, Bivalvia, Mytilida, Mytilidae. The coding region runs from base 297 to 3656 and encodes 1119 amino acids. The transcript is spliced from 7 exons. The record is from RefSeq and is a predicted model, not a curated record.
UUUUAUAAAAAUUGAAUAAAAACUUGUACUUUAGAUGGUUAUAAAACCUCAAAAGUCACUCAUUUUUUAAUAAAAUUUUGUAUAGUGUUAUAUUUUAAUAUACACUAAAUGUAUGUAAUUGGAAUUCAGUUGCAAAAUAAUAAUAGCUGAGAAAAAAAAAAAGAGUGAUAAGGUAAAAACAAUCAACAGUUAAUUAUCUCCCCUUGUUCCCAAGGAAGGAACUCUUCAUAUUAGAGAUAGAUUAAGUAUUAAAUAACAUUAGGAGGGAAACUACUUCAAACAACAAAGAUGACAGAAUGAUGACAGGACAGUUUAACCAAUGUGCAUUUGAUGAAAAUUGUAAAGGGACAGAGUUGUUUUCACUAAAAGAAUGUAACAAAGACACCAUAAGUCAUUUAAGAUUUUUCAAAUGUGGGACAGACAUGAAUAUUCCAGAAUCACUGCUUAUUCUGAAUCGUGCUGGGUUGGGUCUCAGACUUUCAAAUGUGAUUGACAAAUAUAUAUGCAACCAACACCGACAACAGUAUGGACUGCAGUGGAAGAGAACGAAAAGAACUUGCUGCCAUCCAUUGCAUGACAUUGCAAAAUCAGCUAAAGUGGCCAGAGGCAUCAAUCUCACGCAAAGCAGGGAAAUUUGGCUCAAGUUAAACUUGAACAUAGCAGUUGGUUCUGGUGUCUGUCGCAGAUGUAUUGAGUCUCACAAGAAUGAGUUACAGAUAGGAACACAUAUGAAAGAAGAACUAAGAGAAAUAUGCAGUUUUCUUGAAAAUGCAACAGACAGGAUUGAUACAGUUGAAAAUGUAACUGGUACAAUAGAGCUUGUGACUGGAAAUGGUGAAAAUGAAGAAGACAACAAUUCUGAAGCUUGUUCUGCAAUAAGUAAUACAGAAUUUGCAGCUGAUGGCAAACUUGAAGAUAUCAUGAUGGAUACUGCAAUGUCUAUGGAUUCAGAACCUGAUUUGUUUUCAUCACAGACAAUAUCACAGGCAACAGCAACAUCAAGUUGGUCCAGAGAUGAGAGGUCACAGAAAGAAAUAUUUAACUGGGCAAUGGAAGUUAUGUCUAAUGGGCAGUACCCAACUCUUAAAUCUCAAGCAUCUAUAAAAUUUGAAGAGCUACAGUAUUCUACUAAAAUGUACUAUAUAAGGCAAGCACGUUCAGCAUUUGAAAUAGUGUGUGAAAACAUUGCUCCAUCCCAAGGUUUAGAACUGAUGACACAAGUAUGCCAUAGCAUGAAAUUGAAGACCUCAGAAUCAAAGCAAAAAGAUGCAUUAACUGAGACUAUCAUAUCAGCUUACAACAAGGCAGAAGAUCACACUACCAAAGUCCAGGUUUUGUCUUUGAUUGUGGAAAAGUAUUCAAAAUCUGAACUGUUAUCCUUCAUUCAAGGAUUGACUAUAUAUAAAAUUGAUGCAGCAAGAAAAUAUGCAGCAACUCAUGGACCAGGACAAUAUGUAACUCCACCAAAGAUAACACGCAUACGCUUGCCAAAACAGAAAAUCCAUCAUUUCAUUGAAUUUAUUUCUUCCCCAUGCUACCUUCAAGUUGUUGGAUUUGGAUCAAGACAUCUAAAACUGUCAUCAGGCUUGGUUGUUAAAGUACCAAAAGUAAUAAGAACCAUGAUUGCAUCACGACUCAUCAAUGCUUAUACCAACUACUGCAAGGAGAACUCCAUCAUUCCACCAUGUAGAGCAACUCAGUUCAAGAUCAUAAAAGCUUGUGCUGCCUCACAAUUAAAAUCCCUACAUGGACUAGACAACUACAUUAGUGAUGGCAUGGAUAGUAUUGAUACUUUAAAGAAAGUGGUAUCAAAUCUUGGCACAAAUGGUAUGAUAACAAGUAAAGUAGAUGAUCUGAAUGAAAGUUUAGACACCUUAAAAUUACAUCUAAAGAAUGAAUUUCAAAAUCACCUGUCAUCAGAAAGUGAUUGCAAUGAACAUUGCAUUCACUUAGCAUUAUCAGAAAAGGGUUGUGAACAUGUGCACACAACAACAUGUCAACCUUGCAGUAGGAUGUACCAAAUUAAAGAUGAACUUCAAAACCUUAUGACCUCAAAUUUUCCAGACAUUAACUCAAAAGAAAAAGAGGAAUUUGAACAUGACAUCUCAGUAUCAACAGAAAAAAUUUGGGCAUGGAGGGAUCAUUUAAUCAGAACAGUGAAUCAAGACUCCUGCAAAAAGGACCUACUUCAAAACCUACAAUCACAUGAAGUAUUGAUUAUUGCUGAUUGGGCCAUGAAAUAUAUUCCACAAACUUUCCGAGAAACUCAGAGUGAAUGGUUUGGGAAACAAGGUAUCAGUUGGCACAUGAUCUGUGCCCUUGUCAGAAAACAACAAUCUGAAAAUGAUAGCAAUGAUGAAGAUGAUAAGAACUAUGACAUAUAUUCAAUGGUACACAUUGUAGAAGAACAAAAGCAGGGUUGGCACAUAGUAUCUCAGAUUUUCAGUAGUGCAUUUAAAAUGCUGAAGUCCAUUCAUCCACACCUAAGAGAUGUUUACAUCAGGUCUGAUAAUGCUGGGUGUUACCAUGCCUUACCAUUGCUGUCUUAUCUAUGGAAAUUUCGUAAUGAUUUGUCAUUGAAUGUAAAGCAAUACAAUUUCAGUGAAGCCCAGUCAGGCAAAGAUCUAUGUGACUCAAGGACAGGAACUUGUAGGCUUCAUAUGCUGAAUUUCAUAAAUGAAGGUAAUGACAUCACCAAUGGUAUGGAGAUGAAACAAGCUCUUGAAAGUCAUGGAGGUAUAAGAAAUACAUACAUUUCCGUGGUGACAGUAGCAUCUGAAACACAACCAGUUUUGUAUGGACAGAUAAAGAACCUACAGAUUUCAAAAUUCAAUAAUUUCAGCUUUGAAGAUGAAGGCAUGAUAGCAUACAAGGCUUAUGGUAUUGAAGGUGAACUUGUAAAAGCAACAGAUAUGACAAGAAUAUCCAACAAGUUGAUGAUAUUUGAUACUAAUUUGACAAUUGGAGAUCCAAAACAACCAGAAGAAAAACCAGCUUCCAAAAAAGCUAUUAAGCAGAAUUCUACUUUCCCAUGCUUUGAACCAGAUUGCCUUUUAGUAUUCAAGAAAGAAGACCAAUUAAUAACACACAUUUCCAUUGGUAAACAUGUAUUUGACAAUGAAAAAAUUGAUAAUAUUUCCGAUACAUGUAAAAGGCUAUGGUAUUCUAAUUGUCAGGAUAUUAGAUUUUUAAAUAAAGCUUUGAUGUCUACUGUUGGGUCAGAACAAAUGCAAGUUCAAACUAAUAACAAUUACAGUCAGGCUCCUGGUUAUGCAUUGAAAAAGAGGAAAAAGGCAGUCAGAUUUUCACCCAAAGUGAAGGAGUAUUUGAUUGUGUUAUUCAAUGUUGGGGAAGAGUCGGGGAAAAAACCUAGUCCAUAUACAGUUUCCAAACAAAUGAGAAAUGAGACAGAUUUGCAAGGAGAUAGAAUAUUCUCACCAUCUGAGUGGCUUUCCCAUCAGCAAAUUAGAAGUUUCUUUGGAAACCUGUGCAUGAAAAAACAGACAGUGGACAAAUCUAAAGAUAAAUCUGUCAAGCUUGUCAAAAUUGAAGAUAACCAAGAAGAUGACGAAGACCUUCAAAAUGUUCUUAGCAGUUUAGAGGCAAAUGAACACAAUACUAUUUUGUCUGAUAUUGUUUCUGUAUUGACUGUUUAG